This is a messenger RNA of Dermacentor silvarum, 7616 nucleotides long. RefSeq names its product protein turtle homolog B-like. Gene Ontology annotation, biological process: cell-cell adhesion. Gene Ontology annotation, molecular function: cell adhesion molecule binding. NCBI's taxonomy places the organism in Eukaryota, Metazoa, Arthropoda, Arachnida, Ixodida, Ixodidae. The record is from RefSeq and is a predicted model, not a curated record. Gene Ontology annotation, cellular component: cell-cell junction.
ACGGGUAGUCGCUCGUGCUUGCUCGCCUGCUCUUGCUGCUGUUCCCUGCGCGCGUGGCUACGGUGCGAGGGGAGACGGCGACCGAAGAACCAGUCGGCUCGGCGCGCCCUGGCCGACGGUGCGUGUGUGUUGGUGGUGGUUGCUGCUUCGGCGAUGGCAGCCUACGCGUCGUGACUCCCAGCGCGCGCGCGCCUGUGACAGCCCCUCGAGGAAUACGCGUGCAUUGACACUGCCGGAGGAUUGCACUCGUGUGCGUCGGUGCGUGUUUUGGCAAGUGCGCACUCCGCCGACACCUACGACACCAUGCAUCAAGUCAAGGACGGUGGACUGUUCUCCCGGUGGCACCUCUUCACAGUUCUGGCCGUGCUGCUGGCGGCGCGGUCGAGCAGGAGCACGCCCCUGGAACCCGAAGGGCGGGACGUAGUCGAGGGUGAGAGCCUGCGGCUCUCGUGCCACUUCAACCCGGCGCUGGCGAGCCGCAACCUGCUCUACUACUGGUUCCGCACCAACCGGCAUGGCAAGGACAACGCGGCCAUCAGCGGUAGCGCGCUGGACUCGCAUUACAGCGUCGAGUACUACCCGGCCGAGGGCCGCUACGACCUGCUCAUCUCGCGCGCCCAGUACGACAAGGACAACGGCCACUUCGAGUGCAAGCUCAAGGAAGGCGGCAGCGGCGCCGACGUGCACAACGCUGCGUACGAGGUGACCGUGCUCAUCGCGCCGGGCGAGCCGCGCAUCACGCCGUCGAGCCCGACGGCGCGUGAGGCCGAGCCCCUGGCGCUGACGUGCGCGAGCGAGGGUGGCAGCCCGGACCCCGAUGUCGAGUGGUUCCGCGGCGACGAACGGCUGCCAUCGGCGCUGACCCGGGGCGGCGCCCGGGACCGGCCGACGGCCGCGGUGCUGACGCUGACUCCCGGACGCGAGGACGACGGCGCCGAGUUCCGCUGCCGCGUCACCAACCGCGCCAUGCCGCAGGGAAGCGCCUACGAGGCGCGCACCACCAUCCGCGUCCACUAUGCACCCAAGAUCACGGUUGGCCCUUACAACCCAUUGAACGUCAUGGUGGGCUCUGAUGCCACGUUGACUUGCUCUGUGCUGGCCAAUCCUCCUGUGCGGUCUGUGCGGUGGAUGAAGCGAGGCCAGCUGCUGUCAAAUACGUACAAUCACACAAUUCCAUCUGUGACUCCUGAAGACAGUGGUGACUAUGCCUGUGUCGCUGACAAUGGAAUCCUGCAACCUUCACAAGCAGAGUUGCAUCUUAGUGUGCUGUAUGGACCCCGCGUGAAUGUGCUACCGGAGCAGGAAGCUGCACAAGGAGAAAACGUGGCCAUCAAGUGUAAUGUUGCCUCUAACCCCGAACCACACUCCAUCUUGUGGACCAAGCAAGGAGAUGGCCAGUUCGCACUCCAGGGAGACACACUACGUUUGGACCGAGUCACUGCUGAGGACGCCGGCACCUACAUAUGCCAGGCCACGGUCAUCAUGCGACCUUCUGCUACUGCCAUCCAUACAGAGGUGGUCGGCAACGACUCGGUUGUGUUGCACGUGCGACACAAACCUGGAGAGGCAGAGAUCACUCCUCAGGGCCCCACAGCUGUGGCCGGCCGCCCUUUUGUGCUAACGUGUGGUGCCCGCCCUCCCGGCUGGCCACGUCCGGAGUACCGCUGGUGGCGUGAGGGACAGGAGCACAUUGACCUCGGCCACCGGUCCAACCACAGCUUCCUCUCAGUGCAUAGCAGCCAUGAGGGACGGUACUUUUGCCAGCCACACAAUGCACUGGGAAAGGGAUCCAUUGCGUCAGUCUACUUGGCAGUCAAUGAAGCGGCUACUAUUGUGGUGCCUCUGAGGCCCCAAAUCAUCCGCAAAGCGGGAGACCAGAGCCAGUCAGUCACUUGCCGUGCCCGUGGAAAGCCCAAGCCGCAAGUGCAUUGGACUCACCGAGACAAGGAACUACAGAUGAGCCCCGAGUCUGGCUUUGAAAUCAAGACUAUCGAGAACAUUGAGGACAAUGAGGUCUUCUCAGUUCAAAGCACACUGACAUUUCAGCGACCUCUCACCCCCGAAGACCGAGGAAAAUAUGCCUGCCUAUUCGACAAUGGCUUUGGUGCUGCUGCCAAAUCAGAGAUGAUGCUUAGGAUUGAACACCCUCCUCAAGUGAGGCACACCUACAAUCGAGUAGCCUUCGACCCCGGCGACAUGGCUGUGCUGCGUUGCCAGAUGCAGGCCUACCCCGAGCCAACUUUUGAAUGGGUCUUCAAGGGUCGCAUCCUCGAACGCUACGCCAACUAUGCCACUAACGUGACUGAUGAUGGAGAUGACCUCUACACCGGUGCCUUGUCAGUGGCAGACGUCAAAGAAAGUGACUACGGCGACUACACCUGCCGUGCCUGGAACCAGGUCGGGGAUGUUCAGCGAACAAUACUCAAGCUCGUCAAGAAGAGUGCACCUGACCAACCGGGACGUCUUGUGGCUGUGAGCAGCGAUUCUGACAAGGUCACAUUGCAGUGGACUGAAGGGUUCAAUGGUGGUUUCAGCAACACAGAAUUUGUCGUCACUUACUCCAAUGUUGCCAGUGGACAGACAAAGAAUGAGUCCUGCCGAUCUCACAACCCUUGCACUAUAACUGGUUUGGAGCCCAAGUCAGAGUAUGUAAUGAAGGUUGUGGCUGUUAAUGCAAGGGGAUUCAGCUCAUACUCUGAAGAGAUUACAGUGCAAACAAAGGUUAACCUCAAGGACAUGCCGCGACCAAUGUCUGCCCAAUACGACCAAGAGACGGGCCGCGUGUACUUCACCGUCGAACUCAACACAGAGCGGCUUUUGGCGAGGGUCGAAGGUCGCGCCCGUGGCCAGGAGCAGUGGAUGCCCCUGGCUGAGGUGGAAGUAGACCGUCCCCAGAUUUCUCUGGAAGUUGCCAAUGCCGCCGCCCUCGUGGACAUCCGUGUGCUGCUCUGCCUUCAGAGCAAUGCUUCAUGGUGUGGAGAUGAGCGUCUGGCUGAACCAUUUGACGAGUUUUCCAUGACUACGGAGGGCAGUCUACAUCCAGUGGGUGCCCCUGUGACCAUAAAGACCAUGAAUGUUGUUAUCAUCGUUGCUGUGGCUGCGGGACUGUUCUUCCUCCUUGUGGUUGUGUUUGUGUGCUGCUGCUGGAAGAGAAAAGCCAGCAAAGUAAACAAGAAGGAUUAUGAAUCAGAAGUCCAAAAUGCGAGACCAAAGGUUAUCAGCGGACCUUAUUAUCAUGAAGAUGCGGGCAAGGGGCUGGACACCAAUGUUGACGACAUGAGCAAGCACACCAUCUAUGCUGGCAGCAUUGGUAGCUCCCCACACAUGACCAAUGGACAUGCUGGAAACCAGAUAACGUCCAAUGGUAUGCUUUACGGAUCAGCAGACAUGUUGGAUGGAGUGCACAGUGGCAAUGGUAGUGAUGGUGCCGGCGAUCUCUGGGUAAAGGGAGGCCAGGGAGAGAUGUCUACUCCUCCGGAAACAUCGUACCAGCCCUACGAUGCCCGCAUGCCAUCUGGGUACUACUACCCAGAUGAUUACCAAGGCCUUAACGAGGACGUCAUGAACCUCAAGAACAGGGAACAUUUGCACUCCCCCUACUAUGACGUUAGCGGACUUCCAGAUCCCUAUGCCACCAUGGGCGACGAAGACAAGAACCCACAGAUCUCAUUGUCCUUUGAUGAAAGCCUCGAAUCCGGCUACUCCACUCCGAACUCUAGGAACCGACGCAUUGUGCGGGAAAUAAUCGUGUGAGCAUCCACGCAACUUGGAGGAUUGUUCUGUUGCAUUUGAACAGCUGUGGACACACAGGAGUGCCUGCAGAGUUGGCUGUGUGGCUGUUAGCAUCUGACAGACUCUGACCACAAUGUGCCUGGAAAACAAUACAGUGUGUGUGCGUGUGUGUGUGUGCAUGUUGCUGCACGAUGAAAGAAACUGGCCGUCGGCAGCAGGUGUGCUUCGAGAGUCAAAGCAGAAAGAAUGGAGCCAACUGUGCUGAGGCAACCUAGUGGUGUUAGCGUCUUCAGUACAUCUAGAAACCAGCUCCUAAGGAUCAGCCUUCAAGCUUCAACGCCUCCAAGUGUGCAGUGCUAGCAACGGAAACACAAGUGCAAGAACAAUCGGCGGCGGCUCGUGAUGGGCUUUGCCCACUCGCAGCAAGUUCGCAAUUGUUGAGUUUGAGAGAGCGGCCACAUCUAGCGUCUUCGAUGAAUGUAGAAAUCGGCCCGUGAGAAUCAUACUUCAACACUUCAAAUGUGUAGCGCUAGGGACAGAAACACAAGUGCAAGAACAUUUGGCGGCAACUCGUGAUGGGCUUUGCCCAUUCACAGCAUGUUCGCAAUUGUUGAGUCUGACAGAACAGCCACAUCUGUGCUGUCGCGAACCCAUUUUUGGCACAAGUGGCAAUGUGCACCGCACAGUGGCUGCAAGAAACUGAUGUUAAAGCUCUGGCAGUGCCUCUUUUGCUCCUUGUGUUUUUGCUCAAAGUGAGUGUUAUUCGUGCCUUGGGUGUCAAUUUUGUUUUCUAGUUGCUUGCUCUUCAUUGACAGGUUUUUAUUAUGAUAUUUAGGGUGCUGCAUUAGGAGAGAUAUGCCACCACAGUGCUUGUGUAAGACAUUUUUAUGGGGGCCAAACUUCUUGCCACUUGGCUCUUGUUGGCUUGUGCUGGAUGCUUUUUUUUAAACUAAGGUAGAAAGAUUGUUACUACACUCAUGCUCAGUGGAAGCACGCGAAACUCUUGAGUAGCUCAAGCUGUUAACAUUUUUUAUUGUAACUUGAAAGUAAUCACUGAAGGGCCAUGAUCUGGCAUCAUCUUGCUUACUCUAGCCAUCUUCAUUCUGCAGUUGUUUUCUAACCGAUACAGCAAAAACAUAUUUACCCAUUGUUUGCUAUUGUAAAAAGAAGUGAGCCUGAUGUUAAGGCUGCUACUUCAUUAUACUUGCCGAACUGCUCCACGAACGAUUGUUUACAGUAGUAUUAAAGCUUUAAGUGGUGCUCACUUGCUUGCUACUGGAACGCUUUUGUCUGUUGUGUUCAUGUUCAUUCAUAGCAGGCAAGCAGUUGGAAUCUUGCUUCAUCUGGUUCAUUUAUUCGGUCAUCAUCAGAGGACUAAUACCAGCAUCAGUUUUCAAGUCUUUCGAAGUGUGCCACAUGGCUAGAUUGCUUACAUUUAUUAAAAAAUCAUGAGUAACAGAAUGGCGUGUGUGCAGUGUACAGGUUGGGCUGUCAUUUAUUGUCAUUCUCGACCACGGCACACUGUCUACGCAUGAUGUCAUCUUGCCUAUGAAACCAACUAGCUUUAAUUAUGAGGGUCUAAUUAGCAAUAAAUAGUUUUCAGUAGUUGCACCUUCACCAGCUGCAUCAUUUGGUAAGCAAUGUGGUCUUAACUUACUAACUACUCAAAUUUAAGUGAUAAAUUACUGAUGACAGAGGCGACUGUUUUCACUGCAAAUGACAUUAGUCUCUAGUACUAAAUGGUGUGCCAAGUUGGACUUGGUUAGUUUUCUUCUCUGAGAUGAAAAUGUUAGGUGAUAAAAAUCUGUGCUUGCCAUCACAAGUACCCUUCUGCAUGAAAUAACGCCACAUUCUGCCUUAUUCAAACAGCUGCUCCUUUAUCAUAAGCAUUGCAUCGCAAUUCGCAGUACCAUAAUGACUACGCAGGCAUAUUGAGCUCAUAGUGGUUGGUACAAGUUAAUUACCUGUUGCAGAGGACUGCAGCAAAACUCCAGGGGAAAAGAUCUCAAAGUGCACAUGAUUGUCUAGUGCACAAGGUUCUAAGUGAAUUUUUAUGAACUUGCCAGACUUGCCUAUAAAUCUUGCCCAACACCUUGUUUUGCACAAGAAAGAUCCUUCGUACUGCACAUGACAAAACAUGCCUGCUCAUGCUGUCUCUGUUACUGACAUAAAAUUGCAUCAUUAGUAUAUAAAAUGUUUAUACCUUGUUCUGUGGCCCUUCUAGGUACCUAAUUUAUCAGUGUGUUCUUGUUAUUUCCUCACAAUAUUGAUUGAAAACAUGCACUAGAAAUGGUAAACUACUUAACAUCCUGUUGCAAUUAAGACUGUGUUCAUUUCAAUUUGUUCCUUUUGAUGGCCUGUCUUCAAUAACGUUGAGUCACAUAUAGGUACUACUGGUCACAAUAUGGACAGCACCAAGGUAACAGUGACAGUCUUGUUCAUCUCAUUCUAAUGUGGGCUUUAUUUCAAAGCUGUUGCAUGUUCAACAAAUGCUGUCAGAGUAUUUCAGUACUCAUCUAAUAUUGGUGUACAGAGCUUCAGCAGUACACCUAGUACUGUUACGAUGUUUCAUGCUCUGAUGCUGUUGCAAUGUGGUAAUGCUCAUUUUCUCUGGUGCUAUUCGGUUUCUUGGUAGUGUUCAAAUCCUUGUCAGCUGUACAUCACGAUGGCACUAGCCAUUUGAAAGGCUCUGCUAUUGCUUCGACCUUUUCUUUUUCUGUGUGUACUUUUGUACAUAAUCAUUCUUUUUUUAUUAUUAAUAAUAUUUUUUGGGGUCGUUUUAACCAACUCGAGGGGGGAGCGUCGCUGUUUUUAUGUGUGUCAACGUUUACAUUUUUUAUCUUUACUCUUGUCUCUCAUCAUUGCCCGUGUGUAAGGUACAAAAUGGGUAUAUUGGGGAGCGUUUCAGAAGAAAAGCACUUCCUGAAAAAAAAGUGCAAAGCCAUGUAUUUUCGUGAUCAUCUGCCCCACCCACAGACCAUGAUGAACUACUUAAACAGAACCAGUACCGUUCAUUGUAAAAAGGACAUAAUGAGACUUUGAGAAAUGGUGAUAUAAUUAUAUCCACCUGUUUUACUUUAUAGACGGCUUACAUAGUGAGGCAUGUUCCCUUUGUCCCUCCCUGCCUUAUACAAUUUGCACAGUUAUACUUUAUUUGCUAGGCGUUCUCUGGGCAUACAUUUAGAAAUUUGAGAAAGCUUUCAUGAACAUUUGUGAAAAUCUAUGUCACGAGUACACUGAAAGAAUUCAGUUUAUGCCCCUGCAUGGUGUUGCAUUGGUUUUAUUCUUGCCAAUUAGUGCCAAAUAUCGGCAGUAAUGAACACUUUUUGCCAUGUGAUUUAUGCAGAAAGAUAUUGUGUUAAGGUCUAUCUUAAAGCAUAGAUUAUAGCACUUUCACAGUGAAUGAUACACCUAACUUGUUCAUGGUGUACUUCUGAAAGGCUUGCAGUAAUUCUCUAGAUACUCAGACAUUUGAUUGAAAUUUAGAAUAUAUUGACUUGUGAAGCCAUAAAAAAUCUUGAAAAAGCUCAUAUUUUGAGUUUUCAAGCUCGCAGUACAGAUACUCUUUCAUAUACAUGUGGCAGCAGGACAACUAAAGUAAGUUUUCACUCUUUUCAACCAUUAUCUUUCAUGUAUAAUUUUGUAAUGUAAUGCAUUUCUUGCCACCAAAUGAGGUGCACGAACUUGUUGCUUCCAAACCCGAAUGUGGGGACUCUGCAGUGCCUUAUAAUAUUUAAGCUGUGCAUCUCUUCCCGUUUUUGUGAAUGCAUGGACAAGCGGAGCAGUCUGUACUAGAGUGCCUUUGUUCCUCGCCGCAGUUGUGAAGUUUCCACAACACAAUGUAUUUCACUGUAAAUAAACAUGUCAUGCUUUGUGAAGCUCAA